UUGGUGGGCCUUGAUAAGAUAUAGAACAAUGGAAGAGAAUACAUGAAAUCUGUUGUUAAGACAAUUUUGUUCAUUCACAGAAGCCACACACAUUUGAUGUCCUUUGUUUCCCCUGUAUUCACAUAGGGUGUCGAGGGACUCGUAAAGAACACAAUUGCUACAGAGAUCUUAAACAACAGAAGCAAGUCAUACAGAGGAAACAAUAGACCUGAGGCAAACAAUGGGUCUGUCGAUCUCAUACCCACCGGAUGACUACUCGCCAGCAGAUGAUGACAACUCGGACAGGCUAUUCGUCCGGUCCUUAAGCUUAGACAACCUCGGCAACCUUGAGACCCCUGGUUCGCCACCGGAAAUGUCCGAUGCCGUGAGCUCUGGGAAACCUGCGAGAAAAGGGUCCUUAAAUGCCAGGAGAAAAGAGGGUCCUCCAUUACAUGUAGAUACUACAAAACCCAGGGUGAGUCCUAAACCUGACAAGGAAUGUAGUAACCAUAAGCACAGCCACAGCCUUCUGAAAUAUGGGGCAGAUUACCUGCCACCAAAUUCCCCGGUUGUCGGGAUGGUCAGCCCGCAACACCAGGCCGCAGCAGUAAGGGUGCAGAAGGUAUACAAGAGCUUCAGAACAAGACGGCAGCUUGCUGACUGCGCUGUUCUUGUCGAACAACGGUGGUGGAAGCUGCUCGAUUUCGCACUGCUCAAGCAAAGUUCGGUGUCAUUCUUCGAGGUAGAGAAGCCGGAGACUGCCCUAACAAGAUGGUCACGGGCCAGAAUAAAGGCUGCCAAGGUAGGCAAAGGUUUGUCCAAGGAUGAAAAGGCCCAGAAGCUCGCACUUCAGCAUUGGCUAGAAGCAAUUGACCCCCGGCAUCGAUACGGUCACAACCUCCACUACUAUUACAAAAGCUGGCUUCACUGCGACAGUCAACAACCUUUCUUCUACUGGUUGGAUGUAGGUGAAGGAAAAGAGAUUAAUCUUGAGGACCACUGCCCAAGAUGGAAGCUGCUGCAGCAAUGCAUCAGGUAUCUUGGCCCUAAAGAGAGGGAGGUCUAUGAGGUAAAAAUCGAGAAUAAGAUGAUGAUGUACAAGCUGAGCCGCAAGAUUGUCGACACGUCCGAGGGUCCCAAGGAUGCAAAAUGGAUCUUUGUGUUGAGCACGACGAAAAUUCUGUACAUAGGCACGAAGAGCAAGGGCACAUUUCAGCACUCCAGCUUCCUUGCCGGUGGAGCCACAUCUGCUGCCGGGAGAUUAGUCGUCGCGAACGGAAUCCUAAAGGCUGUCUGGCCUCAUAGCGGGCACUACCGGCCCACAGAGGCGAACUUCCGGGAGUUCGUGAAGUAUCUCAGGAAGAGGAACGUCGAUCUCACCGAUGUGAAGUUGAGCCCAACAGAAGGCGAGGAGGACGAAUGGCUGAGGAGCAGCCUCUCCCAGAUGGAUCUAACAACGGAGAUCAGCACGCCGCGGAAGCAAGGAGACACCAGGGCCCAACCCCCUCGCGGUGACAAAAUCAAGAUCAAAACAGCCGUGCCGGCGGCGCCACCUUCCACCAGCGGCGAGGCAGGCGCCGGCUCGCCGGGGAUGAAGCGGUCCUCAUCGGGCACCCGGCUGCAGCGCAAGCGGCCGCCGAGGCUGACGGUGAGCAAGAAUCGUCUGGACAAGGGCGCGGCGGAGCAGGACGCCGGCUCGUUCGGCGACCGGCUGGACUUCUGCAAGGCGAACCUGUUCACGGGGCGCGCCGCGGAGGGCGGGGAGGGGGGCGAGGAGCCGGCGGUGCCGCAGGAGAGGAUCAUGCACCGGAUCAACUCCAAGAUGGCGCACAAGUCGUACCAGCUUGGGCAGCAGCUGUCGCUCCGGUGGACGACCGGCGCCGGCCCGCGGAUCGGGUGCGUGCGCGACUACCCGCCGGAGCUGCAGUUCCGGUCGCUGGAGCAGGUCAGCCUGUCCCCGCGCGCCGGCGCCGGCCCGCCCAGGCUCGGGGCGACCGCGCGGCAGAAGAGCCCGUGCACGCCGUCGCCCCUCGGCGCGCCCGUGACUCCCGCGGCGCCGCUGCUUCAGCACGGCGCGGCGUAGAGGAGAGCUGACUGGUUUGCCGCUCGUGGCCGCCUGCCACCUCGUGUGUUGUUUGAGAAUGGCAUUGCGCCCUCGUAGGUUUUGUACAGGAGGGACGAACACAAAUGAUAGUCCUCGUUUGCGAGACACCACCGGAUAACAUUAUACAG
This is a messenger RNA of Aegilops tauschii subsp. strangulata, 2211 nucleotides long. RefSeq names its product IQ domain-containing protein IQM2-like. The record is from RefSeq and is a predicted model, not a curated record. NCBI's taxonomy places the organism in Eukaryota, Viridiplantae, Streptophyta, Magnoliopsida, Poales, Poaceae.